Molecule: messenger RNA, 2286 nt
Organism: Tinamus guttatus (white-throated tinamou)
Lineage: Eukaryota; Metazoa; Chordata; Aves; Tinamiformes; Tinamidae
Gene: FAM171B
Product: family with sequence similarity 171 member B
Source: RefSeq, a predicted model, not a curated record
AUGUAUUAUGAUCCCUCCUUUUUUUUUUUUCUUGUUAUAGGAUCUGUGUUUACACUAAAAGUUCAAGUAAACGACAUCAUCAGUCAUCAGUUCCUGCAACAAGCAACUGUAGAGGUGUUUGUUAAUUACACGAAGACAAAUUCUACUCUUACUGGAAGCAAUGGAGCAGUAUUAAUAAAGGUUCCCUAUAAAUUAGGAUUAAGUUUAACUAUUGCAUCAUACAAGGAUGGCUACGUGUUAACAUCUUUACCUUGGAAGACUGGGAAAAUGCCAAUAUACUCGUCUGUGACACUUUCACUAUUCCCACAAAGUCAAGCUAAUAUAUGGCUGUUUGAAGAUACUGUUUUAAUUACUGGAAAAUUGUCUGAUGCCAAAUCUCAACCAAGUGUUCAGUUUGCAAAGUUUUUAAUAAAACUUCCAACAGAUUACCAUUUUACAAAUGUUACAGCCUACCUGACAGUGCCAGAGCAAUUUUUAAAAGUGGAUGGCUUUUUCUACACAACAGGAAUUCUUCUAAACAAGUCAGGUUUCAGAGGCAUUGAACUGUCACCCCUUGCUGCAAUAUGUGUAAAUGUUCUUUUGGCUGGGAAAGAACUGAAAGUCAACGGUCCUAUUCAUAUUACACUUCCUCUUCCUACAAGUAGUGUAAAAUCAGGAGAUGCUAUUCCUGCAUGGACAUUUGAUAUGAAAACUGGUGCUUGGGUAAACCGCGGGCUGGGAAUGGUAAAGGAAGCAAAUCACCAAUUAGUAUGGACCUAUGUUGCCCCACACUUGGGCUACUGGAUAGCAGCUCCACUGCCUGGAACAAGAGAAUCCAUUAUUAGUGCAGUUUCCAAGGACAUAACAGCCUAUCACACGGUGUUCCUUACAGCCAUUUUGGGAGGUACUGUUGUCAUUAUCAUUGGAUUUUUUGCUGUUCUUCUUUGUUACUGCAGGGACAAAUGUGGUCACCAACAAAAGAAGGAAAAAAAUACAGCUAGGCUGGAGAUUAUAAAAAAAGACCAGACGACAUCAACAACUCACAUAAGUCAUGCCAGUCUUGUCAAGGGGUCUGUAAAACUAGAGGAUAACUCACAAUUAUAUGCACCGAAGAUUUCUUCUUACAGCCCUCAAAGACAGACAUCUGCAGAAACAGAAGAUGGAAAAUCACGGGACAAUUUUAAAAUCUACACAGAGGAUUCUUCUUAUCAGUCAACCUGCCAGACUGGUCAGUUGAGAAAUUCAACCCAUUCCAUGGAGGCUAAUGCUGGAGUUAGACACUUCCAGCAGCCAAAGCAUGUUAACAUUUCCCAGGCUGCAAGGGACAUUCAAGACCCAAAUAGAUACCUUCCACUGAAAGAGGAAAUGUAUGGCCUUUCCCAUAUCCCCGAGCAUCUAAUGCAUAUUUACAAUCAACCGAUCGCUAUUCUUCAAACUUCUGACCUUUUCCACUCACCAGAACAAUUGCAUGCUGCUAAGUCAGCAACUUUGCCAAGAAAAGGGCAGUUGGUAUAUAGCCCCAUGAUGGAACCCAUGAGUCGAGACAGCUACAUGCAAACACUACCCAAAAUGCCAGGACACUCCCAUCCACAGCCUUCUGCCUGCAGGGAUGAACCAAGUACAUUAGACGGUGAACAGGGCCUACCCUCUCAAACAUCAAACUGGAGCCGGUACACUAACAGUUUGCUGGAAUCUGUCUCUGUUCCUGGCACACUGAAUGAAGCUGUUGUAAUGACUCCAUUUUCAUCCGAACUUCAAGGUAUUUCAGAACAAACAUUGCUGGAACUCUCUAGAGGAAAACCAUCCCCACACCCUCGAGCAUGGUUUGUGUCCCUAGAUGGUAAACCAAUAGCUCAGGUGAGGCAUUCCUUUAUAGAUCUGAAAAAGGGCAGAAAGACAGAGAGCAAUGAUACUAGUCUGGACUCUGGCGUGGACAUGAAUGAGCAUCAUCCUGGUAAGAAACUGGAAAGAGAGAAAACUUUCAUUAAAAGCAUGCCUCAUUCUAAGAUCCUUUACUUGGAAGAUCUGGAUUUGAGUAGCAGUGAAAGCGGGACCACUGUUUGCACUCCAGAGGACCAGGCUGUGAGGCACAUUCUGGAUGGAGGAAAUGGGCCUGACACAGAACAACACCAUGAGGAAAGUCUGAGAAGAAAAGCUGUAAUAGGAAAUCGUGAGUCUAACAUCCCUCUGGCGAAAAAAAGGGAGAGACCAUCUAUCACAAAAAGAGAUAGCCAAACCAAUAUCUGGAAGAAGAGAGAGGAGAGACCACUUAUUCCUAUAAAUUAAAACACAUGUGCUUUGUGGUGU